Sinocyclocheilus grahami is the source of this 1470-nucleotide messenger RNA. Its product is annotated as F-box only protein 4-like. The transcript has 7 exons. The record is from RefSeq and is a predicted model, not a curated record. Gene Ontology annotation, cellular component: SCF ubiquitin ligase complex. Bases 171 to 1283 code for a protein of 370 amino acids. Lineage: Eukaryota; Metazoa; Chordata; Actinopteri; Cypriniformes; Cyprinidae. Gene Ontology annotation, biological process: SCF-dependent proteasomal ubiquitin-dependent protein catabolic process; protein polyubiquitination. Gene Ontology annotation, molecular function: protein binding.
UUGACAGUUCCGGGAAAAUCCACUGGAAUACUUCACAACUGAAAUCGUGAUUAACAGUUAACUGACAUGUCAUGUAAUGAAAUAAAAGCAAAUCUAUUAACGUUUUUGCUCUAUUAAAAAAGUUACAUAUAGAAAUCUUUCUAAGAAAUAGUUGACAAAUAGGUGUCAGUAUGCUGAGCCGAUCUAUAGUCGUGCAAAGUCUCAGGAGUAUUAGAGAUAGGUUUUUUGAUACAAGACGACAAAGCAAUGAGAAAAGUGAUGGUCAGGGGUCAAGUAAUGAAGUCACGGGCCCCUCUCUGGAUAACCUGACGGUUGACAUGCAGUUUCUCAUUAUGACCUUCCUGUCUCCGCAAGACCUCUGCAGACUGGGAGGCACCAGUACAUACUGGCAGUCAAUGGUUCGAGACCCUGUCCUGUGGAAGUACUUCCUGUUGCGUGAUAUGCCACUCUGGCAGUCAGUUGACCAUUUAUCAGUGCCUCAGGUCAAGCUCACUGGCUCAGCUGUGCUGGAUGACUCUGAGAUGCAGCUGGAUUAUAUGGCAGAGUAUCUACGUGUUUGUCCGGCCUGUCGAAACCAAUGGCAACACCAACCCAGAGCCUUCGAAUCUGUGACUUCCUUCUUCCAGUCUCUUGUACCGGUUUCAGAGCCACAGUUUGCCAUGUUCGGCCCCGGGCUUGAGCAGUUAGAGAUUUCCCUCAUGAAUACAAUCAUGCAUUCCCCUCAUGUACUGCCUGUAGCAGGACUACCUCAGCGUCAGAUUGAUGGCAUUGGAUCUGGAAUCAGUUUUAAGUACAAAGAUCAGCACAGAUUCAAUAUUGCAACUUUAUAUUCAACUAACAGGACAGAGCGAGAGAGAGCACGUCUGGAGCACCUCAAUCUGCGCAGCAAACUCUUUGUCUAUGAGGAGGAUAGUGAGUCCAACAUACCCUUAAGCAUUAACUCCAUGUUUAAUCAAGUUUCUCAAGCUGUGAAUGGAUUCGUCUUUGUGGCCAAUGCUGAGACAGAAAGAGGAACAGACAGAGGGUGGGAGGAGGAAUGUGCCCAGAUCAGGGUAAUGUUAGACCCUGCGGUGGGUGCUGUGUGCCGCCCUAUCCUGGUGCUCUCCUGUGUGUCUAGAGAGACAGCAGACAGACGCAGGAUACCUUGUGUGACCAUUGCCCAUCAGCUUCAGCUCAGCUCACUGCCCAACCCUUGGAUGGUUCAGGAUAUGGCUGCUGAAACACUGACGGGACUGCUGGAUGGUAUUGAUUGGCUGCUGAGGCACUCUGGAGUCAAGCUAUAACCAAUAAGACUGUAAUGAAGCUACUGGAUGCAUCAAGUCACACCAUUAUAGGUGGUUGUGCUCAUUUUACAUUGCCCUUUUCAACAGUUGACCUGUUAUUGUUUUGUCUAAAUGUUGUCCUUUAAUUGACCUUUUGAAUUUUUUUUUAAAGUGGAAUAGCAUUUUUCAUAUAUAUAUAUUUUUUAAU